UCGGGAGGCUCGCACAGUCAGCCGGCGACUCUUCAAUGAGAACGACGACGGCUGCGUGGCCGGCCGCCCGUUCUCACCGUGUGUCACGUUUCCGUCGACGGAAAUAUAAAUGCGUGUGUCCAAGUGCGUGCGACCCACCCCCUCCCCAUCCCCGCGAGAUUAACGUCGAUACGUACGAAGAAUCGUGAGAAUUCGAAACCUAUCUCAACAGUGCGCUGCUUCCUUUCUUUCUUUCUUUCUUCCUUUCUAUUUCCAUUAUCCCUCGCCUUCCACAAUCCUUCUUUUCCCCAACGAACGAACGAGGUGGUGCUUCGAUCAGAGGAGAAUAACAGAAUUUCCAGAGAUACAUACAUAAGCAUCGUGGAGAGGCUCGAUCCAGAUCGAGAUCAGAAGCUGAGAUAUAUAAAAGGAAGGAGGAAUCAACCGCGAGUAACACCCGCAAUUACAAUCAUCCCAAGAAUCCGGCGUAUCUCGGAGGGAGGAGCAAGGAAGAAGGGAGGCCUCCUACCUGUCUUCGACGAGCAGCAGAGUUCUUCCACCGCCCCCGCGAAAGGAACAAUCGAUGGAAUCGACGUGGAAUCCACUCUAGGCGAAGGUGAAGGCGCCAACGACCACCAUCACCCCUCCUCCUCCUCCUCCUCCUCCUGCUCCUGCUCCUCGCACGAGGUCGAAUCGCGAUGAGAAUCGUCGUGCGCGAAACAACGUUUCAUCGCCCCUCAGCCUCGCCCCGGCCUCGAAACUAGACGAUGCCCCGCGACCUCUCCUCCCCCCCUCGCCCAGUGUUCACGCGAGCGAAGCUCGGCCGGCCCCGUUCAAUCGAGAAGCGCGCACGGAUGGGUGGGCGAUCGGCAAUCACGCCGAUCGAGGAGGCCGCCAAUCGUUACUAGAAGCGGAUUACGAUGGCCAGCGCGACGGGGACGACUCGUCUCGGUGUUCGCGCGUGCUAGUGACUUGCCAGUGUCAAAGUGGAAUUACGCUAGUGUGGAUCGGGAUGCGACGCGCCGAUAUCUUCUCCUCGAUGGGUCGCAGCCAACCAUGGAAACGAGAAACCGAAGCAGAAGGAUCGAAGGACGGAGGGGAGGAACGCGUUGACGAACGGAGGAGGUCGGCGAUGACGAGGAUGAGGAGAAGGUGUUCGAGGGAGACUCGGGGGAGGAAAUUUUUCAACAGGGCGACGCGACGCGCCCUCGAGCUGAUCCUCCACCUUCUGCUGAUCCACAGCUUCGCCGGGACGGGGGGGGUCGCGGCCCAGUUAGCCGAGUGCCCUCCCCCCGAAACCAUCCCCGGCUGCCCCUGCUACAACUUCGACGACGGCCUUUUCCUGGAAUGCGCUGGCGCCACCGAGGACACCCUGAGAAGCACCCUGCUAAGCGUUCUGAGCGUGUCCGGAACAGGUACGAUGGUGCAGUCGUUGAGCGUUUACGAGUUGGACAAAAGCGUGGAGGAGUUGAAGGAGGGCAGUUUCCCGGCCGGUUCCCAGAUCAGGCAUCUGCAGAUCUCCCACUCCUCCCUUCGAGAGAUCAGCGAGGGGGCGUUCGCGAAUCUCAAGGACAGCCUGGAAUCGUUGGCCCUGCUCUCCAGCCGUUUGCUCCACGUGCCGCAGAAAUCGUUGGCCGAUCUGCGCAAAUUGGCCGCCCUCGACCUCGAGGCCAAUUUGAUACACGAUUUGUCUUCCUAUUGCUUCUACGGUUUGAAACUGAUGAAACUUACCCUCAAGGGUAAUCAGAUAUCAAAGAUCUCCGAGUACGCGUUCGCGGGAUUGGAGGACAGCCUGAGCGAUCUCGACUUAACCGAGAACAAGCUCAAGCUGUUCCCCAUGGCGCCGUUGAGAAGAUUAGAGAGCCUCGCCUCGCUGAGGCUCGCGUGGAACGAGAUAUCGGAGCUGCCCGACGAUAGCUACAGCCUCCUCGGCUCCCUAUUGAUCCUCGACUUGAGCAGCAACAAUUUUGAGAAAUUGUCCGAGGAUUGUUUACGAUCGUGCCCGAUCCUGCACACCCUCUCCUUCUAUUACAACUCGAUAGAGACGAUCCACAAGGACGCGUUCGUCUCCCUCAAGGAGCUCGAGUCGAUCGAUCUCAGCUACAACAAGAUCGUGUUCCUCGACGUGGCCACGUUCAAAGGAAACGAGAGGUUGCGAAACAUCGAGUUGAGCAACAAUCACAUCCAUUACAUCGGAGGCGUGUUCGCGAGGCUGCCCGAGCUUCGAGAGCUUUAUUUGGCCGAGAACAACAUUCUGGAAAUCCCGGGGGACGCGUUCGUCGGCAGCGUGAGCCUCGCAGUUGUCUACCUUCAACAGAACGCCAUCAGAAGGAUCGACGGGAGGGGGCUGACAGAUCUCAACCAAUUGGCCCAAUUACACCUGAGCAACAAUUACAUCGAGAAGGUGCCGCGAGAAUUCCUCGAGCACUGCGAGAACCUUUCCUCCUUGUCCCUGGACGGGAACAAGAUCCACGAGCUUCAACCGGGCACGUUCCUAAAGCUGCACCAACUCAGGGAGCUGCGGUUGCAGGACAAUAACAUAACCGAGGUGAAACGGGGCGUGUUCUCGCCCCUGCCCUCGUUGCUCGAGCUCCACUUGCAGAACAACGCCAUCACCGAUAUGGAGACGGGCGCGUUGAGAACGUUGAACAGUCUUCAACACGUCAAUCUCCAAGGAAAUCAGCUCACCGUUCUGGGGGACGUGUUCCAACUGUCCGCCUCGGAAUCCUCCUCCGGUGGAAGCUCGUUGGUCUCCAUUCAAUUGGACAGCAACGGUCUGGCCGUGUUGCACAACGACUCUCUCCGCGGCCAGGCAUCGGUCAGAAUCAUGUGGCUCGGCCAUAACAAAUUGACGCAUCUCCAGGCACCGUUGUUCAGGGAUUUGCUGCUCGUCGAGAGACUGUACUUGACCAACAACUCGAUAUCCAGAAUAGAGGACGGCGCCUUUCAGCCUAUGCAGGCGCUCAAAUUUCUCGAGCUAAGUAUGAACAAGCUGAGCCACGUCACGGCGAGGACGUUCUCCGAGUUGCACGAGUUGGAGGAAUUGUAUCUGCAGGACAACGGUCUGAGACGAUUGGAUCCGUACGCUCUGACCGCUUUGAAGAAGUUGAAGGUGUUGGAUCUCGCGAACAAUCAUCUCACCGUUCUUCACGACGCCAUAUUCCAAGAGGGUUUGCCGAUCAAGACGUUGAAUUUGAAGAAUUGUUCCAUCAUAAGCAUAGAGGGGGGAGCUUUCAGGGGUCUCGACAAUCUGUCCGAUCUGAAUCUGGACGGCAAUCACCUGACAGUUUCCGCCUUGUUGAAUCUGCGAGUGUCCGGUCUUCGAACGUUGGCCGCAUCCGGGAACAACUUCAGCCAAAUAUCGGAGCACAGCUUGAACGGGUUACCGUCUCUCCAGGAAUUGUAUCUCGACAAAGCUCACAUCUCUCAAUUACCCGAGGUUAUAUUCGUGUUGAAUCGGAACUUGGCACGGUUGCAUCUGAACAAAAACGAUCUACGCAAUUUGCCGCCGGGCAUCUUCGACAGGCUUGCCUCCCUCAGAGAGAUCCGUCUCGAUUACAAUCGGUUCCAGGAUAUACCGUAUUCAGCCCUGGCUAACGCCCUUAACCUCGAGAUCCUCACGUUGUCCAAUAAUCAGAUCGUCAACGUGGACGUGGCCAGUUUCGCAAGUCUUAAACACCUGAGAGAAUUGGACCUCAGCCACAAUCGAAUCGAGACCAUGUCCGGCUUCGCAACGGCCAACCUCUCGUGCCUCAUCUCCGUCGAUCUCAGCCACAACCAUCUCAACGCGCUCCCGGCCAAUUUCUUCGCCCAUUCCUCCAUGCUUCGCAAAGUGGACCUAUCCGAGAACAAAUUCAGGCAAAUCCCGUCCGUUGCGUUGUCCGGGCAGAAUCUUCCCGGCCUGACUUGGUUAAAUUUGACCAGGAACCCGUUGAACAGGAUCCACGUCCUCCCCUCGGAGGCGAGAUACCCCGUCCUCCAAGAAGUGCACAUAUCGGGCACGAAUCUGAGCAUAGUGACGUCCCAGGAUUUCGAGGCGUUCCCCGCCCUGUUGCAUUUGUAUCUGAGCCACAACAGCGUAUCGAGGGUGUCCCCGGGCGCGUUCAGAAGCUUGCCCAACCUCUUAACCCUGCAUCUGGGAAUGAACAGUUUGGACAUCUUGCCCAAAGAGAGGCUGCAAGGGAUGGAGCACUUGCGGAUCCUGAAUCUGACGCACAAUCUUCUGAAAGAGCUGGACGAGUUUCCGGAGGACUUGAAGUCGUUGCAGAUAUUGGACCUCUCGUACAAUCAGAUCGGGAUCGUGGGCAAGGUGACGUUCAAGAACUUGGUCAGCCUGGUCGAGCUUCAUCUUUAUGGUAAUUGGAUCAACGCCAUCUCCAGCGAGGCGUUCAGACCGCUCAAGAAGCUACGAUUGUUGGAUCUGAGUAGAAAUUAUUUGGAGAAUCUACCCUUGAACGCGUUCAGACCUCUCGAGACCCAGAUUCGGAGUUUACGCGCCGAAGAAAAUCCGUUGAUCUGUGGCUGCGAGUCGCAGGAGCUUUGGGAAUGGCUGAGGGACCACCAGAAGCUGGUGAGCGGGGUAGGCGGCGGUCGCGGGCGCGGGAGGAACGGCGUCGGGGUCGGUGACGUGGAGGACGGGCUUUUAAAGUGCCAGCAACCGCCUGAAUUGCAGGGCCUGGUCUUCCUCGAUCUCGAUCCUCACGAGUUCUGUUCCGCCCCGUUGAUCCUGAAACUCGCGAUUCAAGACAUCCAACCGUUCUCGGUCCUCGUUUCCUGGCAAAGCAGGAACCACUCGGGUCUCCACGGCUACCAAGUGGCCUAUCACGCGCUGGACAACGUGGACGAGGUACGAGGGAAGCUGCUCGAUCCAAAGGCACGUUCGGUAAGAUUGACGAAGUUGGCCUCGGACACGAGGUACCUGAUCUGCGUGCUCGGGCUGGGCAGUUGGGGCACGUCGAUCCCGGAGGACAUUGGCUCUUGGCAAUGGAACGCCUCUCACGACGACGUGAUCGAGGGCUCGGCUCGCCCCGCCAUGGUCAAUUCGCUCACCAGCCAAUGCACGGAGGUGAGAACGUUGGACGCGCCCGACUCGAUCGUGGGCGACGGGACGAUGAGCGACAGGGGCGGGCUGGCCAACAUCCUUACCAGGAGACUGGGCCUGAUAGUGGGCAGUUGCAUGGGUUUCGUGGUGUUCGUCGUGCUCAUCUCGGUGUUGGGCUACAUGAAGAUGAAGAAGCAACGGUCGACCGAGAAGAGGGAUCAGCCGCUCUCGUCCAAUCCCCAAGCGUACAUGUCCUACAGGCAUUUCUCGUUGCAAAGCGGAGACAGGGCUGACAACGCGUGUCCCAGUUUCAUCAGUAAUAUCGGGACCACCCCGUUGAACUCGUAGCACAAGCCGAUCGAGCCUCGAAAAGAGGCUCUCGACCGCUGUUGCGUCGCCGAGAAGAUGAAGAGGAACUCGCCCCCCGGGCGCGCGGGCAUCUUCGGCUAGCAACGAUAAGGGAGGAGACUCUGCAGGGAGACUAAGCGGAAGGACGAACAGUUUCGUGCGCGGGGAAUUUAGAUUGCUCAGUUUUCUCAGAAGGAAUUUCCGUUCCUGGUGGGCGACCGUCCAUCCGUCGUGGACGCGAGCGUGGAAGGGAGAAGCAAUUAAGAGAAGUGCCAAAAAAACUGAUGCGAGAGUAGGUUUUUUUAACGAAAUCCAAUCGGUUAUUAUAUUAGUCGUUCAUAUCGUGACGCGCGUCCGUUAAUCGGGAAUGACGAUGAGAAACGAAACCGUGAAAACACGUGCCAAAUGUUCGAAAAGGAAGGGACUUGUUCGAGACGCGAAAAUGAUUGUUGUCCUGUUUUUUCUAAAUAAGCGAGGGGAGGAAAGGAAGAAAGAAAAAAAAAAAAGAAAAAGAAAAGAAAGGAAAAAAAAUAUACCGACUCUUACCGACCAUUCACGCAAACCGAACAACGAUGUAAACGACCCCCUUUUUAAAACGUUCGAAUCUCUCCUACGAAGACUGAUUUUUUAAACGUCGUUUCUCCCCCUCCCCCAACGAUCCCUGAGGAAAAUCAUCUUACGAAAAAAAAAAAAAAGAAAAAAGAAAAAAAAAAAUUAAUCCCAUCAUUUCGAUGCUCGCAUAAUUAUAAUUAUAUUGUGUGUAAGAUACGUGAGGAUUUUUUUGUAAAUAAUUAACAAUAUCGCAAAGAACGUAAAGAGAGUGCAACGUAAGACGAUACCGUAUCGUAUACGUUGUGUCGCGAGAAAAAAAAAAAAAAAGUCCCUCUAUAGCGCUGCGCAAGCAAUAUUACACUUAAUCUAAUCGAUAGUCCCCCGACGAUCAACGUUGGGAAGAGAGAAAAAAAAAAAAGGAAAAGGGUUAAUUGAAAAAAGGCGAUCUCAUAGAGGACGACGAGUUCGUUCGUUUCUUCUUUUUUCUUUCUUUCUUUCUUUUUUUUUCUUUUUUGUUCUACAAGUACGACCACCCCAAGUGUGAAAGGAUCGACGAUCCUUGCACGGUGUGGUUCGAUCACUUUUUCCUCUUUCUCUCUCUCCCUCUUUUUCUCCCUCUUUCCCCUCAUAUAAUAAUCCUCCGCGUGUGUCGUCGAUCGUCCGGCACACGGUAUUUUCACGAAUAAACGCGACCAAGUGCCGCGACACUCCUGCCAAGAAACGAGAGAACGGAGAGAAGCGCGAUCUCGAGUUGCCAAAUGUGUUAUAUACGGUGACGUUGCGGAUGAUGAUGAAUUUACUGUAUAUAGAUAGAGGAUAUGUAUACACAUAGCAUUCUUUAUUAUAUAUAGGCAUAGGCUUUCGGUUAAUAAAAAUACACCAAAGCUC
Apis mellifera (honey bee) is the source of this 6808-nucleotide messenger RNA. RefSeq names its product chaoptin. Gene Ontology annotation, molecular function: protein binding. The transcript has 7 exons. NCBI's taxonomy places the organism in Eukaryota, Metazoa, Arthropoda, Insecta, Hymenoptera, Apidae. Gene Ontology annotation, cellular component: plasma membrane. The record is from RefSeq and is a predicted model, not a curated record. The coding region runs from base 992 to 5368 and encodes 1458 amino acids.